Arachis duranensis is the source of this 1611-nucleotide messenger RNA. Its product is annotated as tetrahydroberberine oxidase-like. NCBI's taxonomy places the organism in Eukaryota, Viridiplantae, Streptophyta, Magnoliopsida, Fabales, Fabaceae. Bases 1 to 1611 code for a protein of 536 amino acids. The record is from RefSeq and is a predicted model, not a curated record. Gene Ontology annotation, molecular function: FAD binding; oxidoreductase activity. The transcript is spliced from 2 exons.
AUGGCCCUCACAUUUAUAAAAUUUUUAACACUAUUUCUGUCAAUCACAAUUUUCGUUUCAAUUACUCUCCCUGCAAAUUCUGCAUCCUCUGAUCUUGACAAGCGUUUUCUUCAAUGCUUUUCCUUAAAAUAUCCAAACUCAUCAACUGCAGAAGUAGUAUUGACCAAGAAUAGCACUUCAUAUGAAUCCCUUUUGCAAUCUUCCAUAAGGAACCUCAGAUUCUUGGGAAGUUCAAUUCCAAAACCUGACAUCAUUGUUGCCCCAAAAGAACAAUCCCAUAUACAAGUAGCAAUACUGUGUUCAAGGUUACUUGGCAUGCAAGUAAGAGUGAGAAGUGGAGGGCAUGACUAUGAGGGCCUUUCAUAUGCAUCUGAUUCUGAUGAUGUUCCAUUCCUAAUCAUUGAUCUCAUCAAUCUUAGGUCCAUAAAUAUUGACAUGGAAGAAGAGAGUGCUUGGGUUGAGGCAGGUGCUACACUUGGAGAACUCUAUUAUUCAAUUGCAAAGGCAAGCAAUGUCCAUGGAUUCCCAGCUGGUAGUUGCCCCUCCGUUGGUGUGGGAGGCCACUUGAGUGGCGGUGGCUUCGGAACCAUUUUCAGAAAAUACGGUCUGGCUGCCGAUCGGGUAAUUGAUGCGCGGAUGGUAGAUGCGAAUGGGAGGAUACUGAUGAACAGAACUUUAAUGGGUGAUGACCUGUUUUGGGCCAUAAGAGGAGGAGGAGGAUCAAGUUUUGGAGUGAUCACUGCAUGGAAAGUGAAGCUUGUUCAAGUUCCUGAAACAGUGACAAUUUUCAAUGUUCCAAAAACACUAGAUAAGGAUAAUGCUGUUGCUACCACCAACCUUUUCCUUAAAUGGCAAACCAUUGCUGACAAGGUUCCGAAAGAACUUUUCUUGCACUCAGUUAUGAGUGUCACAAAUUCAUCCUAUGGUGGAAAAACAUUGCAAAUUUCAUUCACAGGGUUGUAUCUUGGAACAGCAGAAAAUCUUCUACCAUUGAUGCAGAACAAGUUCUCAGAACUGGAUUUGCAUUAUGUUAACUUCACUGAGAUGAGUUGGAUCCAAUCAGUUCUUUACUUUGCAGGCUAUUCAAUCAAUGAUCACUUAGAAGUGUUGCUUUUGAGAAACCAAACAUCCCAAAGCUUCAAAGCAAAAUCAGAUUAUGUAACUGAGGCAAUUCCCAAGGAAGGUUUAGAGGGUUUAUGGAACAUGUUACUUGAAGAGAAGAAUCCAAUAUUGAUUCUAACACCUUAUGGUGGGAGAAUGAGUGAGAUUUCAGGAACAGAAACACCAUUUCCACAUAGAAAUGGGAGCAUAUAUGGGAUUCAAUAUUUGGUAUAUUGGGAUUCAAAUGAAGAAACAGAAAAACAUGUGGAUUGGAUGAGAAGGGUGUAUGAAUACAUGAGAGCUUAUGUUUCAAAGGGUCCUAGAGCUGCAUAUUUGAAUUAUAGGGACCUUGACUUAGGAAUCAACAGAGACAACACAACAUAUGAAGAAGCAAAAUCUUGGGGCUUGAAAUAUUUUAAGUUUAAUUUUGAAAAGUUGGCAAUAAUAAAGGCUCAAGUUGAUCCUGCCAACUUUUUCAGGAAUCAGCAGUCCAUUCCACCUUUUAACUAG